Orbicella faveolata is the source of this 10968-nucleotide messenger RNA. Its product is annotated as serine protease 23-like. Gene Ontology annotation, molecular function: serine-type endopeptidase activity. Lineage: Eukaryota; Metazoa; Cnidaria; Anthozoa; Scleractinia; Merulinidae. The record is from RefSeq and is a predicted model, not a curated record. Gene Ontology annotation, biological process: proteolysis.
GUGAAGGAAAUUCCAAAAUUCUGUCUCAGCAAAAGGUCAAUAAAGUCAGGGAAAUACUUGGGCCCAUCUUAAGUUCUCUCAAGCGGAAAUGGAAAUUGAUUUUUUUGGCGCCUUUUGCCAACGAGUUAAGUUUUAUUAGCAGAUUAUCUAUAGCACAGGAAACCAAAAAGACAAUGAAGGAAACGAUGGAAAGAAAAGUGCUUUCGCCUCUCUCGGCCCUAGAGAAAAUUGGUAAGUCGGAGGGUUGUUUUUCUCUUAUGUAAUGUAUAGGGACCCAGAUAAAGAUCACGGCGUUUCGAUCGUGUACGUUUGAUAUAUGUCAUUGUUGAGCUGCAAUUGGUUGAUUUCGAUCACGUCUUGAUGACCAGUCACCUAGUGAAUUUCUUUGUAAUUAUAUCAUCAUUCUACGCGAAUCUGUGUGUUCUUCGACAUGCUCUUUUCUCCUCGCAUCCAAACGUUUUAUCAUCGGUUGUUUGAUCAUCUUCAGCUCGUUAUUCCGUCCUCUGCAGCAUCAAAUGAAAUUUUGUUUUACCGGAUAUGCGAUAGGGCAUAUAAACUAAACGAGAUGCACGUGUCUUCGAAGCUCUGAUCUUUCGAAGGAGCCUUGUCCAAUACAACCUCAUUCCAACGUAAGCAACGCAAACCGACGAUUCGUCCUUAUGAGGUGUAAGUAAACUACAUGAUUGGUGCGGUAUCGCCUAAUUUUUAAUCCUUUGAAUUGCCAAGUUUAAUAGCUCCAACGAAAAUACUCUCCAUUAAUUAACGAGAUAAAAUCGUUGUCAAUCGAUCCUGGUAUGGCAUUUAUUAUUCUGCAAUUAUAUUGAGUUCUUUGCGGUUUGACCUUUACGUUCAUUUGGUGGAAAAGCGUGAAUUCCUUUUAUUCAUAGUAUCUUGUUAAUCGCAUUAGCCGAGUGAGCCAACAAAAAUGAACAUGCUUUAGGUUUUUAACACACUACACUUGUAGAUAAUUGAGACUAGUAUUGCAGCCGGACAUGUAUAACGGGGACAACACUGACUGGAUGCACAAGGUACACCCAUUUUUUUUUUUUUUUUAAUCGCACCAUGUAUUCGACUACAGGUAUUUUAGAUGUUUUAUUACAAGCAUCAAGUUCGACAAUAGAAAGUCUUGAUUUCAUAACAAAUAAAGGCAAUCACCGCCAGCACCUUAAUAGCUUGAGCCUUUUAACAUAAAGCCACGAUAAUUAAUAGGCGGAGUGUAAAGCAAUACAGGUCAGGCUCAGUAUUUCAAAUAUGCUUCUAAUAAUAACAAUUGACUUAUUUUAUUUUCUUCACACAAGAGACUAUAGUCUCAUGGUUCAUAUCAUGAGAAACAGAUUUCUCUCCCUGGCGAGAAGUACACCAAAAGGAUGGAAAAUAAAUUACAACUGGAUUUUUUGUUGUCUCGAGAGGAUUAUAUUUUUGAAGUUUCGGCUUUACAUUUAGCCACUUUUCAGUGUCAACAAAAUAAAAAACCUUAAUUACCAUCUAAUGAGCUAGAAAUUACCAAGGUGCUAUAUAUAUAUACAUCUGCGUCAAAACAUGUCGAGUGCUUUGUUUGUCAGAUUUUUUACAAAAAUGUCCUCUUUUCUCUGGAAGCAGUACACGCCAAUAACUGCUGUUUUGACAAGAACUGUUUACGACAGAAGAAAUCGCCGUAGAACUUUCUUAGGAGUGACCGUAGGUACGUUGUACGAUUAUUAUCUUGUUUUUCUUUGCUGUAAUAAAAUCGUCAGUCAUAAGUAGGGCUUUACUGCGCAAAGCUGGGAUAAACCUACAAUGCUUCAAAGGGAUUACCAAAGCACUGCCUUGCCCUCCAGUGGAGCUACUUAUGUUGUGCAGUACGCUUUUUUGAUAGUUGUAUCAGAUGGAAGAAAGCAGUAUAAGAGGUUCUUUCAAAUACGCUUGAAACAAGAAGGAUUAGCAGAACAUAACGGCUUAAAAUGCUACUUCCUUCCUUUCUGAUGCCGUUGCAUUUUCCAAGACAAAAAGUCUCGAAAUUUCCGCAUAACACCCCUACAUAGAAAACGUGAUGUUGUACCUGACUAAAUACGUCAUUCAGUGCAAUUGAAGGGGCCGCGGCCAUCGUCUUUGUGUUGCCGGCAUGAAAUGGAAGACUAAUGGAUUAUUAUUUUGAGCUGAUGUUCCUAAUUACCGAUCUUUGCCUGUCCACUUAAGAGUUGUCCAAAUACCAUUGAACAUCCUAUCAUUUCUAAUUUUGUUACUUCUGGAACGGAAUGUAGCAACGUUGUCGGAGAACAUGUGAUAGAAUAUAAAACUAACACUUGUCUUUGGUCGUGAGUCGGAAUGUAACAAACUAACUAACGAUAAAAAAUCUGUUGAAUACCCAAAUUGUUAAACAGAUUAGCACGAAGAAAGUUGCUCGCAUUCUGUGGUGUCGUUAAUUCCAGUGUAAGGAGUACAAAUGUCCCCUUAAUAAAAAUGAAUUAGCCACAUGUAGUAUAAGCGAUGAAUAGUUACAUGAUGAUAACGGCAUAAAUUAUCACUGCUGGCAUAAAGCGGCCUGACCUCAUCCAGUCACUUAAGACUGAACUAGGUUUUAUCAUAUGAGAUUUGCAAGAACUAAGAGGAAUACUUAACACGUGCGGUCAAGAGCUGAGUAAGUAUUUUCACGUUGUAGUACAGUACAUUGUCACAAUAAUCUUUUGAAGACACACAUCGUGCUACCGCUAUUGUAAUAGUCUUAAAAAGAGCAAAGGUCUAAGUUUUCUUCAUGAGAGGGGCACGUGAACCAAGCGAUUUCUACCAGUCUGCCGAGUCCUGCAUUUGUCCCUACCAGCAGGAUAUUCAGUUUUGGGAAAACAGAAAAUUUAUAACACGCGACGAAUCAAUGCAUUGGCAUAUUGUAUUUGUUCGUAUAUCCGAGAGAAGCAACCCUAAUCGCUACGCAAACCGUCUCGUGUCGAUUUACCAAGCGUUAGUUCAAUUUUUCUUGAGUCUGAUCAGUCUUCUUGCUUUGUUACUGCUUUUCUUCAGUCAGAUGAGGUUUUGUUUUACUUCUUCGCGUGUUUUACUUUUUUUGGAAGAACUAACCCUUGUCCAUCGUGGUUCUUUUCAGGAUUCAGCGUGGCAAAAAAGGGAAAAUAAACAAGUCUGCCUUCUUUGAAAUCAUUAUACCCCGAGAACAGUGGGUCGGUGCGUGAGUGAGAUGUCAAACUCUACGUUGUUACUAAGUGGAUAGUUUAGUGAAAUACCAGCGCUCUUGUCAUUUGAAUUCAUUUUAGCAGUGAGCCUCGCGCAGUAAACAUUAACUUGAGGACGAGAAGAAAAAGAAGAAGAAAGGAAUUGUCCCAAGUUUACAACAAUGGAACUGUCACUGAUUUACCUGCUUCUUACACUGAUCGAGACAACGUGUAACCCUUUCUGUGAAGCAAGCAACUGGCAGAACCCAAAACUUGCAAAGUGGUAUCGCCCGUCUGCAGUCACGGAAGGCUACACCGAGACUGAAGAUGGCACUUUAUACUUAAACAUUGAUGAAGAUAGUAACACAGUCCGUGAUUUAGCCAAAAAAGUCCUUUCUAUGCUUAAUCUUACCGAUGACAUUUCGGUGCAAGGGAUCUCUUUUACUCAAGUGGACUCCAGUCUUGGAAGGUCGCGAAGGGCGCCGGGGAUCUUUGGAAAGGACACCCGGGUAAACAUGCGAGCGUCUCUCGAGGCGCAAAUGUAUCCGUUCUCCACCGCCGUGAUGCUUUCUUCCGGUUGCACUGGCACCCUCAUAGGAGCUCAGCACGUGCUGACGGCCGCACAUUGCGUGCGCAGUGGAAAAAGACUGUUAAAGAGUGCUAAAAACUUGAAAGUUGGCUUGCUUCAACGUUCAGGAAAGUUCCACUGGAUCCGCGUGCAAAGAACAUAUGUGCCCAAAGAUUGGAAGACACAGACCCCGCCGAGAGACAGGCUGAGAUACGACUUUGCGGUUUUGAAACUCAAGCGUCAGCACAACAGGCAGCACAUGUCCGUGCAGACGAGCAGCCUCCUUCCCGGCUCAAAAAUUCAGUUUUCUGGCUUCCACGGUGAUAAGUGGUACAACUCGUUAUGGUACACGUACUGCCGGGUGUACAGAAAAUCGAAUGACAUGAUUCUCAACUUCUGUGAUGGUGCUAAAGGCGUCUCCGGAUCGGGAGUUUACGUAGAUACUCCUAGUGGUGAUGAAAACGCCGUCGUUGGUGUAGUAUCGGCAAUAGCCCGAGGAAAGGUCAAAGGCAAAGUGUUGGAGUUCAAUGUUAUAAAUUCCCUUACCAGUACCAAGGUGCGACAGAUUUCAAAAUGGGUUACCAGACGCUAAUAAAUCAAACUGGCGCCGUCCCAGAGGGCGUAAGCUAAUGCUUGAGAUGCAGAAUGGCCUUCCUCAUUGUCACUAGUUUGUCUCUGUCUACUAUAAACAGUAUUAAAAUGGAACAAAAUGACAAAAACAUUUAUGUUCGCUGUUCACAUUCACAAAUCACGGAGAAAACAUCCAAGGACUUCCAGCGUCAGCGCAAAGUACUCUUUCUCAGGAACAGUAAAGUAAUAAUUUGCUUUGCGGAAACCAGUAUUAGAACCAAGGAGAAAGGCAGAAAUUUGUAGCGUCGACAAUACAGUACUCAGUCAUCACACUAACUUUCGUGCCCUGGUGCACACGAGGCCAAAUUGACGUUACGUAUGUAUGUAUGCUCAUUUUAGUUGGAGGAUGGUUGUAAAUAUUAACUUAAAAGUGAUAUUUAUUAUUCAUGCCGAGGGAUAGAUGUUUCAGAUCUGAUCUCGGGUUGUGCUGUAUGUAGGUGAAUUAGCAGAUGCCGGUGUAAAAAGCUUGAAGAGGUUGGCAUAUGUAAUGAAGAUCAUCGCUCGACAUACCUCUAACUGUAAAUUUAACAUAGUUACAGAUUGUAGGUAUAUUACAGCCAAUUUUGCAAACAGAAGCUGUUCUUCGUCCAGGCCGCGGUAAACGUUUUUAUAUGACGUGGUGGUUGAUAGCCAGUAUUAUCGUUACAAAGCUGUAGGCCUAUAUCCUUGAUCAAAUCGGUGGACACAAGGGCUUUUUUUUUUUCGUUUAUCCUGAAUAUGUUUUGAACGUUAACGUUAUCUGCUUGUUCAAUGAAACCUAGUAAAUUCUAGCACUAUUCACCCUGCUUGGAACAGGCAUUCUAUGUCAGUGUUAACCUUAGUAAGAAAAUUUGUAAUAAAUUACAAACUGAUUACAACAUAAAAUGUUCCCUUCGUCUUUAUUGACACGGAAAGGAAGUCGAACUGAAGGGACAGUUAUGUAUUUGUAUGCAUAUAUAUAUAUAUAUCUUUUUUUUUUUUUUUUCCAAUUUCCCACUCAUCUGUGUCCUUUGUUUGCCGUGUGGUGAAACUUGGUUUUUCAAUUUAACGUCUAGUGUUCAAUUAAGCAGCGGGAAAUUAAAGCUGCCUCCAUUAUUUACGCCAACUAGACGUCGUAAAUGAAAUCGUACUAACUCCCUUAUUUUCUUUUUCUUGUUCGGUGUCUUUGGUCCAGUUAACACUUGAAGCUGUAAAGCGAAUUAUUAUUUUUCUCGAGAACGUCGUAAAUUUUCACUUACAAAUUACUCAUUUCCAAUACCAACAUGGAAUAAUAUGCAAUACCUUGGCCCUUUUUAUUCUCGUGACUUUAACAUAAAUGCCUCGCAUUUAAAUUUUGGGAAUAGACACAGGAAAUAAUGCUCUUGAUUCCUGGUUCGUUAAACAAGUUACAAAUAUUAUUUGAUGGAUGUUCUAAUGACAAGGCCUCAGAUGAAAAUUGGUUUUCAUUAGAUUAAAAUGAAGCUCCCAUUCUAUUUUUUUUUUUUUUUUUUUUUUUUUAGGUUUAGGAGGUAUUUUAAUACACUUGUGAUAGCAUGAAAUUGUUACGAUGACUGAAAUCCAGUAGACAAAACACGUAGCUAACAAGCGCUCUGUGUAUACGAGAUCACACAGAGCCACUUGUUAAAUUAACAUGUUAAUUACGUUGCAGCGAAUGAGCUUUAAGAGCGUGGGAACUCACUAUAUAAACUUUUGUUUAGCACUUCAGUCAAGGAAAAGCUUGUUUACAUUUUCCACUUCAAUUGAAAACCGGGUACUUUGUUUUCGGUUACCAAUCUGGAACAAACACCUAAAGGCAAAAUUCUUUCUCUUCACCCCCUGCAAAGCGAGAAAUGGAGGGAUAGAUAAGAAGUUCCUUUUUAGGCCAAGAAAACAACAAGUGGCCUACUCCACAAUGGGCCUUAAAUGGUGACUUCGACGGAAAAUUAAACAGCAGUUAUGAAAUGAUGAAAACAAACCAUGCAUGUACUUGUAGAAAUUAAUUUUUUUCUCCAUAAAACUUACUCUGUAUCUGUUUUACUGCAAUCCUGAAGCCUUGAUCUCUACUGUUGAAUCUUUUGGCCCUGUGACAAAAUGAUUAUCUUCAAAUUGUAUCGGUUGCCUAGAGCAAGCAUCUCAUUUUCCCUUUAGAACCAUGACUGAUUACGUUGUACAACCAAAAGUACAGCUAAACUUUAUGCUGUAAAUUUAACUUUAAUCUUGUGCAUCUAGCAGUAUCACUGAUAUAGAUAAUCAUUAUACAUGUAGAUGGUUCUCCUAACUAAAGUAAUAUAGUGUUUAAUAAUCACGAGUAUUUUUCGAAACAACUGCGUAACAUAUGGACGUUUGCCGAUUUCUUGCAAUAAGUCUAAGUUAUGAAUGCAUCUGCAUAAUGCUAUUUAUAAGAAAGCGAUAAAUCUUCGAGAAGUAUCCUUACGUAGACCAUGCUAAUGGAAAACGCAAAAGGCUUCAUGAAUUCAGUCAAUUUGGGUACAUUGUCAUCGGCAUUUGUUGUUAUUCUUUUCUGAAAUCCAAACAUCUUGUCAAUACAUUCCAUGUGCGCCGGGUUACAAAUUUGGUUAAUGACAUAACACGGCCAACUUUCGAAAACAAGGCUUUUGCCUUAAUGAGGCCACAUUUAGCUACCUUAAAGUUAUUUCGUUAAAUAGGUAAUUUGAUUUAUUGUCAAAUUCUCUCGCCUGCCCUUGGUGCUUCUAUAUACGAACCUUGGUGAGCCUAUAAACGGCUUGUGUCUCCUGAACUGAUGCAAAUAAAGUGAGGAAACUAAAACAUUUCAAAUGUCUAUGAACCCUGGAUUAUAAGUUGUAUAUUCUUUGGAUUUUUCUCUGUUUUUUGCUUUCGUUACAAUGGGCACAUUUGAAGAAAGUAAAGCAAAGAAUAAAGCGACUUAUUUUGCUAAAGCAGCCCAACAUACCUCCAGUUUUGGCCACCAUGCAUCUCAGUGAACCUCCUGAACGUCCGCUACUUAAAAGAACGCCUGAGUUACCCUGCCCCUUUCAUGACCCUAGUCAAAACUAAUUUUAUGGUCAUUGAAGUAGCUCGGGUAGCUUAAUCUGCAGUUACAUAUGCAGUCAUGAGCAAACCCACACCUUUAACCGUUCCUUAACUGGUUUGUUUUCAUACCAUGCACUCAGCGAACAAGGGAAUCCCAAGGCAUGGCCACGGCCUUGGCAAUUAUCAUGAUUAGAUGCUCAACUGGACACAAAUUGGAAAAUCAUUUCCAAUGAUUUACUUCUAUUAUUGGCAAGUGAAGUUGAGGUAUCUUCUUUUGUUUGGAAAACAUGUCGAGAAUUCAGAUCAAAUGGGUUGACGCAAUGUAAGGAAUUCGUCCAAGGAGGUAUUUGCAAGCUCGCAUUUACAAGACCUUUCGGGAAUGUACUGAGGAUCGUAACACCAGAAUACUGAAGGAGUUUUGUCUCAACCGAAAUCGUGGUCAAACCGUAAAGUUCUUCUCCAGAUGUAUGGCAAGUUACUUCUCUGACAGUGAAAUGGGAUAUAAACAUGACCGAUAGCGGAAUUAACGCAUUUUGGUGGUUCGCAUUCGUGACAAUUGCAAGAAACAACUUACAAUGAUUUUGCAACUCUAGGGGGUUGUAUUUUGGAGCUUGAUCAACACUGAAAAAUCGCAAGGAGAGAAAAUCUGCCGGACGAAGUUCUAUGCCCUUUUUAUUUUGACUGGAGUUCGAGUCUGAUAACCAAGCAGGAGCGCCAAAAACAUCACGAAUCCCUACCGAUGUAUACAGAAUACCUAGCACAGAGAUUUCCGACUUGGUGCAAGACUUCAAGUGCCAGAUUUCGAAGCGAUAAUUAACAGAUCAAAACACUGGUAACGUUAAUUAUACCAAGCCGCCGUCUCCAGGCAGAUGGAUCGAUCAGGCCACAGGAAUGCACUAACGUCAUGCACUGUAGUUUCUUUCCUCUCCAAAUCAAACAUUGAUCUCCCCUUGCAAAGAUAGCAUUUCGUCUGAACAAGCCUUUGACAGGUACCAGUUGUAAAUUUCUAGAGUAGAAGUUUCAGCUUUAGAUAGGAAAAAAUGGUUUUGCUUGAAUGAGUUGUCAGUUGAUGACCGUCAUGUGGAAGAAUGCAUAAGAAAUUUCAGUCUUGAAAGUAAAACAUAUCUGAAGAAGCCGAUAUGCCGUUUGCAAAAUCGUUUUUCAGUCCACUGAGUCGUGAAUGUUCUUUUACACUUAGAUCAACUCUUGAGAGCUAUUAAAUGCAAGGUGAAGACUUGGUGGAGACGCCAACUUGGUUAGCAAUUGUUAAGGUGAACAAUGGUAAGUGGCUCUUGACGUUUGUGUUCAAUUUGGAUUUGUUAUUUUCUUUCUACAUUUGUCAUAUAUUUCGUUCUGCAAUUAAUUUUGAUGAAAAUAUUCGAAGUAAAGUAACCAACGUAUCUAUUCUGACAGCUUAAAUGUACCUUAAUGCUUAAUAACUAUUGACCUAUCAUAAUACGGGAAUCACCUUAGUUAUUUUAUACAUAAUCUAUCCUAAAGUUCUGUUUCAAAGCUAGCCCAAUGUCUCCCGGAACAAUUAAGGUGCACCAGCAAUGCCCCUAAGCCUGAGAACCAACAGAGGUGGGGUUUCUAAAGAAUGAAUGAAAAAUAGAAUUCCUAAAUUGACUGAGGUCUACUGCAAACUUAGUGGAAUCAGAAAUUCUUGAAGGGUCAUUGUAACCACAACCGUUUGCCCACAAUUUUGAGUAACAUGAGGGUGGGUGACAUGAGGAUGAGAUUACAUGAUUGUAAAAUUAAUUCAAAUUGCCAAGCCUCUGUUCAGUAAGAGAUCAAAGAUGACUUAAAAAUGUGGCCGAGGAAACAAAUUAAACAAAUCCUGAAAUGCUAUCACCAAUAUCUGCAAUGUGGACCUCCAACAUUGGUACAGAUUGUCGCGUUUCUCUACAUUUCAGCAAAAAAAAACAAAACACCCAUUUUAACAAAAUAGAGAACGUUGGAAGAAGACUUUUAAAACUCAGGAAAUAACGAGGAUUUUCGAUUAUUUAAUAAUCUUUAGGGCGAAGACAAAUAAUCGCAAAUAUUACAUGUUUUGAAAAUAUUUUAAACAAAGGCCAGAUUGUUUCCGGACUGUCAGAUUGCUUCCGGAUUCCAUUUUUCAUCACCUGUCUUUUCUAUUUGAUAUAUGGUGUCGAAAACCACGUCUGGUAAUUGACGCUAGGGCGGAUUGGGUGUGGUGAGUAAAAAUGUUUCUAGUAAAUGUGCAUUUGCUAAACAGCAACUAGAAAUUGAAAGGUAAAUUCAUGCUUUGUGACCAUCCAAACCGUGAACGUGAUACAGUACAGUUUAAACAAAUUACGUGCUUUAUUUUUUUUGUUCUUUUCAACUUGCGUGAUACUUCAUACUGUUUAGGUCUUAUAUAUACGUUAUCUUGCUUACAACCUUUAGGUUGCUAUUUAAAUCCAUUAUUCAUAUUGUGUUUCAGUCAUCAUAAAUUGUGAAUGAACAAUUAGUCUUCCGCCUACAUUCGGGACUAUUUAUCAGUUUGCAGCGUCAUAUAAGCCGACUGCCUCUGUACAUGAAGAACUGGGAUCAGUUCUAUGGAAAAUAUUUACACUAGUGUUAUGUUUCUUAUUACUUAGACUUAAUAAGAGAAAUUGAUUUACAAUAUUUAGAAGUGUCCAAAGCCGUUUAAAUCUAUACACAGGUAAUCCCUUUUACAUAUAAUCACCUCCCUUUAUGCACACAGUUUAUACGCCGUUGGUUUCGCUGUUUUAUAACCUCUAAGUGACCUAGCGUUGACCAUAGGGUUUGUUAUUAUGCUUUGCCUUUUUGUUUCAACAAACGACAUUUGAUGUCUGCGAAAAAGAACAAAAUUAACUAAACGUAAAUUGCUCAUGGAACCGCAACACGCCGUAGGCAACAUCGGUCUAAUUCAUGUUAAUUUUAAUUGCCUUUUGCAAUGAAAAACAUCUCAAGAUCAAUGCAUAGCUCUAUAGCUCGCAAAUAUUCUUAACGACAUCAACCUAUUUGAUAUUAAAAAUUGACCGUAACGAUUUUUCUUACCAUGUUUUCAGUUAAUCGUGCUUCCCUGCGAAACCGGCUUCCAAGAAGAUUGCACGCUGUUGCGCAAUAAUGAGCUGCUCUUUGCAUGAUAUAUAAAUUUCAAUCAUACAACGUUAUCUGCCCCUGAUAACACGUUAUCAUGUACUGUGAAGAAACCCAAUGUUACCUGCAUGCAGUUGGGUACAAAAGUAAAACCACAAAAUUAAUAGACGGCCUGGUAUAUUACAAACCACGUAACGCAACAAUAAACUGUCUUAAGUUAACUUCCACCUUAAGUCUAAUUAUUGCUCGGCGAUAUUCACGUCUUUUUCAAGAGCCCUUCGAAACUUUUCCAAACUCUAAAUAUAUAUAUAUAUAUUUUUUUUUUUAACGGCUUCUUCUCUAAUCCCACUCCAAUAUUACUGAGCUAGUACUCGGUUGAUGUUUUUAAAUCCACGCAAGUCGCGACGUCAGCACCAUUCUCUUUACAAGACGAAAACUCUUUGCUUCACUUCAAAACUUCGCACGACGGAUAUAUAAUGUCAGCCGUUUAAACACGGUCUGCAGGCGCAUUUCUUUGCUUCUGGGUAGCGAAUCACUUUUAUUACUCCGUGGCAGUUCACUGAUUUUUCUUUGAUAGUAGCUUCGAUGGGUGCA